Messenger RNA from Amborella trichopoda, 1980 nucleotides. RefSeq names its product calcium-dependent protein kinase 1. NCBI's taxonomy places the organism in Eukaryota, Viridiplantae, Streptophyta, Magnoliopsida, Amborellales, Amborellaceae. Gene Ontology annotation, molecular function: calcium ion binding; protein kinase activity; ATP binding. The record is from RefSeq and is a predicted model, not a curated record. Gene Ontology annotation, biological process: protein phosphorylation.
CUCUGGCUCUAUUUCUCUCUCCUCAACAAGACAGUCCCCUUUCUCUCUCUCUCAUCCUGACAAAACACGCUAUUGACGACUCCAUGAAAUGCUGCUGCUAUAAGCCGACCAGAAUCAACCCCAUCUUCCUUCCAUUCAACCAUCUCUUUCUCUCUCUAGAAUCUAAAGUCCACCAUGGGCAACUGCAACGGCGUCCCAACCGAUGAAGAGCAACACGAAGCUGCAGCGGCACUACCCCAUAACAGUAAGACUGGCAUCCACGUAAGCCCCCCUGCUCCUCCUCCUCCGAAACCAGUUUCACACCUACAAACCCACUCUCUUUCUGCGUCUCCUUCUCCCCCACCACAACAUAUAGCAGGCAUUGGUCGUAUCCUCGGGCGGCCCAUGGAAGAUGGUAGAUCCACUUACAUUUUCGGCAAGGAGUUGGGCCGAGGCCAAUUCGGCGUCACAUAUAUGUGCACGCAUAGAGAGACGAAAGAGGUUUUGGCGUGCAAAUCGAUUGCCACAAGGAAACUAAUAACAAAGGAUGACAUUGAAGACGUCAGGAGAGAGGUCCAGAUCAUGCACCAUUUGACUGGCCACAGGAACAUUGUGGAGUUGAAGGGGGCUUAUGAGGAUAGGAACUCUGUGAAUUUGGUCAUGGAGUUGUGUGCGGGUGGUGAGUUGUUUGAUAGGAUUAUAGCAAAGGGGCAUUAUUCGGAGCGUGCCGCUGCUACUCUUUGCAGGGAGAUUGUUACGGUGGUCCACACUUGCCACUCUAUGGGGGUUAUGCAUCGAGAUCUCAAGCCUGAGAAUUUUCUCUUCUUGAAUAAGGAUGAGGCUUCGCCCCUGAAAGCCACUGAUUUUGGGCUUUCGGUGUUCUUCAAGCCUGGAGAAGUGUUCAGGGACCUUGUUGGAAGUGCAUAUUAUGUCGCCCCUGAAGUCUUGAGAAGACAUUAUGGAGUAGAAGCUGAUAUUUGGAGUGCUGGGGUCAUACUUUACAUUCUUCUUAGUGGUGUUCCUCCUUUCUGGGCAGAGAAUGAACAUGGGAUAUUUGAUGCUAUUCUGCGUGGGCAUAUUGAUUUCUCUUCUGAUCCCUGGCCCUCCAUAUCUAGUGGUGCCAAAGAACUUGUGAAGAAGAUGUUAAAGGCAGAUCCUACGGACCGUCUUUCCGCUAUUCAAAUUCUGAAUCAUCCAUGGAUCAGAGAAGAUGGGGUGGCAUCAGACCAACCAAUUGAUGUUACUGUCUUAACUAGAAUGAAACAAUUCAGGGCAAUGAACAAACUGAAAAAGGUUGCCUUGAAGGUGAUUGCAGAAAACCUUUCUGAAGAAGAAAUUAUGGGAUUAAAAGAGAUGUUCAGAUCUAUGGACACAGACAACAGUGGAACAAUAACUUUUGAGGAAUUGAAAGCUGGACUUCCUAAACUGGGGACCAGGAUUUCUGAAUCUGAAGUUAGGCAACUUAUGGAGGCGGCAGAUGUUGAUGGAAAUGGAACUAUAGAUUAUAUUGAAUUUAUAACAGCAACUAUGCACUUGAACAGAAUGGAAAAAGAAGACCAUUUGUAUACUGCUUUUGAAUAUUUUGACAAAGAUAAAAGCGGGUACAUAACAAUGGAGGAAUUAGAGCAAGCCCUCAAAAAGUAUAACAUGGGAGAUGAGAAAACUAUCAAUGAAAUAAUUGCUGAGGUGGAUACAGAUAGGGAUGGAAGGAUAAACUAUGAUGAGUUUGUUACCAUGAUGAGAAAAGGCAACCAAGAUAUGGCUGCCAACAGGCGCCGCAGUGUAACUGUUGGCGCCCCAAAGUACAAGUAAAUAGAUUUGGCUCUAACAUGCCAUUUUUGUGGCAACAACAGAACGGGAUACAUUUUGGUUACUUGUUUUCUUUUUCUUAAUUUAGGUUCUAGACCUUAUUGGAGACACAAUCUUCAUGAUAUUGUGGAACUUACUCUCUUUUCGUGGUCAAUUAUUGCAUUUUCAAAGAAAGACAACUAAUAUUAUUUA